Molecule: messenger RNA, 2491 nt
Organism: Talpa occidentalis (Iberian mole)
Lineage: Eukaryota; Metazoa; Chordata; Mammalia; Eulipotyphla; Talpidae
Gene: PLEKHA3
Product: pleckstrin homology domain containing A3
Exons: 8
Coding region: 398-1300 (300 amino acids)
Biological process (GO): receptor recycling; retrograde transport, endosome to Golgi; endosome organization
Cellular component (GO): recycling endosome; early endosome; trans-Golgi network
Source: RefSeq, a predicted model, not a curated record
GAAAGCGACGUCGGGGUCAAUGAAAACAAACGGGGAGCCCGGGGGAAGGAAGGCUGGCGAGAGGAGGGAGCGCCGGGCGCGGGAAGGGAGAGCCCCGGAAGCGCGAGCGGGAGGCCGGCCGCGGUCGCGAUUUAGCUGCGGCCGCCGCCGAGGCUCGCCCGGGGAUGUCUGAGUCCGCGCCUCGCGGCCGCGGAGCUCCACGCGGCGGCCGCCGUCCCCGUGUCUAAGGGCCGCCACGUCCCGGGGGCGCGCGCGCGGGCUGAGGGCGGCGGGUGCCGGCGGGGGGCGCCCGGGGAGGGGCCCGGGUGGGCUGGGAGGGGCUGCCCAGGCUGCGCGCCUACCGGAUCACCGCGGCCGGCGCCGGGCCAGGAGGAUGCGCGGCGCCGGGCUCUGAAGCAUGGAGGGGGUUCUGUACAAGUGGACCAACUAUCUCACAGGCUGGCAACCUCGUUGGUUUGUUUUAGAUAAUGGAAUUCUGUCCUACUAUGAUUCACAAGAUGAUGUUUGCAAAGGGAGCAAAGGAAGCAUUAAGAUGGCAGUUUGUGAAAUUAAAGUUCAUUCAGUGGACAAUACAAGAAUGGAAUUAAUCAUUCCAGGAGAGCAGCAUUUCUAUAUGAAGGCAGUGAAUGCAGCUGAAAGACAGAGAUGGUUGGUUGCUCUGGGAAGCUCCAAAGCCUGUUUGACUGAUACCAGGACUAAAAAAGAAAAAGAAAUAAGUGAAACCAGUGAAUCUUUGAAAACCAAAAUGUCUGAACUUCGCCUUUACUGUGAUCUUCUAAUGCAGCAAGUGCAUACAAUCCAGGAAUUUGUUCACCAUGAUGAGAAUCACUCACCUCCCAGCAUAGAGAAUAUGAAUGAAGCCUCUUCUCUGCUUAGUGCCACAUGUAAUACAUUCAUCACAACUCUUGAGGAAUGUGUGAAGAUAGCGAAUGCCAAGUUUAAACCUGAGAUGUUUCAGCUUGCCCAUCCGGAUCCCUUAGUUUCUCCUGUGUCUCCUUCUCCUGUUCAAAUGAUGAAGCGUUCUAUCAGCCACCCUGGCUCUUGCAGUUCAGACAGGAGUAGCCACUCUGUAAAAGAACCAGUGUCUACACUUCACCGACUCUCACAGCGACGCCGAAGAACCUAUUCAGAUACAGACUCUUGUAAUGAUAUUUCUCUUGAAGACCCAGAUAGACCUGUUCACUGUUCAAGAAAUACUCUUAAUGGAGAUUUGGCAUCAGCAACCAUUCCUGAAGAAAGCAGACUUAUGGCCAAAAAAAAAUCUGAAUCAGAAGAUCAUCUUCCAUCCUUCUCUUCCUGAGGAAAUGGAAGUGUCCAACUUCCUCUAAGUAUUGCUAUGCAAAAGCUGCUGUAAUUAAACUUGUUAUAGGGAGUAGUUUUUUCCCUUAGAAUUUCUCUGCACUUUAUAGAAUAUUGUAAAACAAACAAACAGAAAACAACCCACAUACCUUUGAAGUGUAUUUUAUCUUUAUAUAGUUUAUUUGCAAGAGUAUUUUCCUAAUAACUUCACAGUAUGAAUGUGCAUCUUUUUUUUUUAAAAAAAAAAAAACCACAAAUGAUGGUGUAACAUUUUGACAUCCAUAAGGACAAAUGUAGAUAUUUUUCUAAUAAACUGUGAGGGACUGACAGCUUUGUCAGUAUGUAUUGUAACUUAUAAACAUGAAAUCUUAUACACAUAAGGUUUCAUUUUGAUAGAAGUGUGAUAUAUGUAACUUGUGCCAUGGACCAACUGGUCACUUUUCUCUAGCUAAAAAUGAGUUACGAUAGCAGCUUGAUGGUGAUUGUCUUGUAUUCCUUUAAGCAAAAGGAAACACUUAAUAUUUUAAAUAUUUUUUGCCCAAAUUCCAUGAAAUAUUGAGGAUUUUUAAAAACAACCUGUUGUCCUUCGUAUGUGAAGUUGACACUACUGAUUUGUCAAUACCAAAUGUUGGGUUAAAGUAUUUAAUUUUUAUUUAUUUAUUUUUUUGUUCAUCAAAAAUGAUCACAACCUAACUUUUAUGAUCUACCAAAUUUAAGAUAUGUAUACAUUGUUAUUUACAUUGUUCUAGAAAAGAGGUUAAUGUUGUAGUGACCUUGCUCACUUACACCGGAGAAAUAACUUUCAAUGGAAGAGGAUUUUAGUGCUUUUUUCCCUAAAAUAGACAUUAAGCUGCUGUUGUAUGGUAUUCAUGUUUGCAGCUCUUUAAAAUAUCUAGAGACAUUUUUAAAUUUUGAAUAUUUAUACAAAAAAAAAAAAACUGUCAAUGCAACUGCUCUACAAGAUCACUUGAGAAUGGCGUUAUUUAAUUAAAGAACAAAAGAGCACUGUUUUGGUAGUACCUGUCCAUACCUGUUGUCAUUGUUUGCCUUGUAAACUGGUAUUUUUUUUUUUUUUUUUUAAUUCAUGAUGAUUUUGUCCAAGGUUUUGGAUGAGGAGCACUUUAAAACAAAACUGGUUUGGUGUUUUCAGUUUUAUCAUAAGUUUAAUAAAUAAGUGAUUUUUGCAUUCAAA